Molecule: messenger RNA, 1908 nt
Organism: Fonsecaea erecta
Lineage: Eukaryota; Fungi; Ascomycota; Eurotiomycetes; Chaetothyriales; Herpotrichiellaceae
Exons: 4
Coding region: 1-1908 (635 amino acids)
Biological process (GO): regulation of DNA-templated transcription
Molecular function (GO): zinc ion binding; DNA-binding transcription factor activity, RNA polymerase II-specific
Source: RefSeq, a predicted model, not a curated record
AUGCAGAUGGAAAGCUCGCUCCGCAACAUUCUCCAUUCCAGCGAACCUGCUUAUGAUUCCUCGUCUCUCCAUACUGGCCAUUUGCCGGCAACCGUGCAACAAAAUGGCCCUUUUAUCGGCGCAAUGGAGGCUGAAAAUGUCUUGAACGAUUCCCGGAAGCGUCCUGCCACGCGGAUAAAGUCGUCCUAUCCGCGAAAGAGAGCCAUUCAAGCCUGCCAGAAGUGCAGAGUCCGGCGAACAAAAUGCAAUAACGCUCGUCCAACCUGCUCCUCCUGCUUGUCGAUUGGCGCCGAGUGCACAUAUAGCGAAGGAGACCAUUCUACCUUCGAUUCCGCGAGUCUGGCAAUUUUGGACAAGUUGAACACCAUCGAGGAGCUCUUGAGAUCGCCCACUGCCCGGCCCCCGGCCGUCCCAGCAGCCCCCAGCACUGCAGCUGACAGCCCCAGUCGCGGGGUCUUGUCCCGGCUAAAGUCACUGAAUUCACCCAGUCUCGAAAGAGCGAAGGAUGCCACCCCCUGUCACAUGAACAUUGAAGGAGUCUUGUCGUGGUCAGUGUUCGAUGAUGUUAGCCCCAACCUGGACCUCAAAGGCCUUCUCAACGCCAGCCACGGCGCGUUGCAAAACCUGUCAAUCGUGUCGGAAUUCGACGAACAUGUCGCCGAGGAGGAGUUGGUCGCGAGGUUUAUGAACAAUGUCUUCAUUUACAAUCCGGUCUUGGAGGAAGCCAAAAUUCAUCGGUACAUGCGUGAUGCCCGCUUCAACGGCAUUGGAUGGGACGCCCAGUCGUGUCUGUUGCUCCUGAUAUACGCUCAUGGCUCGAUCGUCGGCCCAUUUGAUGGUGGACAACAACAAGAUGCAUCGUCAUUUCGGUCAUCUCCUCAGUUCAAACAGUCCGAGUCGUACUUCUCUGCCGCCCAGAAAAGGAUGGGGCACCUUCUCUGCCGCACGGGGGUGUUGGAGGCACAGUGUUUCUUCCUGGCAGGAGUUUAUUUGAUGGCAACAUUGCGUCCAAUGGAGGCGUGGAAGAUGUUUGUCCAAGCCCUUGCCUGCUGCCAGGCGUUCUAUACGGAGAAAGAGUCGCCCGAAGCCGACAGGGAAGGAGAACAGCGUCUGCGGGAAAGCAUCUACUGGACUUGUUUCAAAUCAGAGCUCGAACUCCGUCUCGAACUGAAUGUUUCCGAAACGUCGAUUUGGGACCUCACUUACCCUGCCUUCUUCCCUUCUCCUCCCGAGGGUCUCCGAUCCCAACGAGAAAUAGUGUGGUAUUUUUAUCUGGCCGAGAUUGCCCUUCGACGGCUUGGCAAUAGGAUCCUUAACUUUAUCUACGAUACUAAGGCCACGAGUUCCCUCUCCAACGCGGCCGAGUCUACUAUUGGAUUUGAACAGCAGGCGGCAGAUUGGAUCCGAUCGCUCCCGCAAGCACUCGAUCUCGACGCGCCGUCAGUCGGAGAGGAGAGUGAUCUGCAUCACUCACUCAAAUUCAUACUGAAAGGACACCUCCUCGACUGCUACGAAAUGAUGUAUUGGCCCUUUAUCGUCGCGGCGGUCAACUAUGAUACCCCCGAGAGGACCCCAACGAUCUCGACUGAUUCGAUGGACUCGUUUGUGCGCAAAGCGCUGGUAGUGUGCGUGGAGCGCAUCGAAAAGAACGAACAGGGCUUUUUCUAUCGCCAUCACGGGACCUGGCUGAUGCUGCGGUCUUGCACGAGAAGUGCACUUGUUCUUCUUGGGGCGGCCAGGCUUGAAAAGCUAACACUAUUAAUGCCGGAUCGCUGGCGAGCGGCGGUGGAAAAGGUAGUCGAAAUGUUGAUAUUCUGGAGGCGAGAGAGCAGAGACGUGGAAGACCGCCUGCGACUCGUGGAGACGUUGCUGGCCGGUCUGACGUUCAAUGAUCCGCGUGCUUUGUGA